Messenger RNA from Aedes albopictus (Asian tiger mosquito), 865 nucleotides. RefSeq lists its product as uncharacterized. The record is from RefSeq and is a predicted model, not a curated record. Lineage: Eukaryota; Metazoa; Arthropoda; Insecta; Diptera; Culicidae. The transcript is spliced from 2 exons. Bases 32 to 859 code for a protein of 275 amino acids.
GCCAUAAUUUAGUUUUCCAGAUAUUAUCAAAAUGAAGACAUUUCUUAUCUUAUCAUCACUUGCAACUGCAUUCAUUUCGACUGCACUCGCAUUCGACUGGUAUGCAUUCACGCAAGCCAACUACGCCUCAAUCCAGACCGGACUCGCUCAGCUGAACGCUGCAGCCACACAGAUGAACCAAUCCAUCAUCCAACAGCAGAAUCGUGUGCAAAACGGCAUGGACGACUUGGAUAACUUCAUUCAGCAGUCCUUGGUUGCUCUGUGGAUACAGAAUCCGAACUUGAAUCUCACUGGUGACCAGCUGCAAUCGACACUAAGCUCCUUGUCCAAGGCUGCCAAUUACAAGUCUGCCGUGUCGUACAUUGCUGACGACUACAAACAGAGCGUAACGAACAACGUGAUGAUACCAGCUCAAUCGAUCGUGCAGAACAUCCUGAAUGCCAUGACGACUUUCUACGCCAACCAGUGGCAAAGCUGUGCUCAACAGUUCGCUUCGCAAUUGUUACAGCCACGAUUAUCCGUGGGCCGGCUACAGCAGUGCAUUAGCGUGGCAGUUCCCUAUUUCGAAAUGGUUGCCAACACCACUCUGUCUAUGCUCGAUUAUGGAAAGACCGGUGCGAGUACGGUGCUCAGUAUGCUGAAUUUGUGCUCAUCAAGCUCGACCAACUGUGUGUCCAAGUUUCUCAACGAUUUGCCGAAUUUGCUGAACAACAUCGUCAAUGCGGUUUCGUUCCUGUCUGGAAUUCCGUCAGCAAUAAUCCAGCCGGGAAAACCAGCAGUUCAGGAGUGCGUCACCUUGAUUACAGCAGAUAUACAGCAAACGCUGCAGGGACUUGUCAAUAAAACUACAUCCUGCUGAAAAUAA